Branchiostoma floridae (Florida lancelet) is the source of this 685-nucleotide messenger RNA. Its product is annotated as hydroxysteroid 11-beta-dehydrogenase 1-like protein. Bases 85 to 405 code for a protein of 106 amino acids. The transcript has 3 exons. Lineage: Eukaryota; Metazoa; Chordata; Leptocardii; Amphioxiformes; Branchiostomatidae. The record is from RefSeq and is a predicted model, not a curated record.
AGCUGCAGUUACUCAUCUUUGAAAUACCUGUCCGUUUACCUGUCUGUUGUUCGUGAGUCGAGCACGCGAAGUAGCCUUACGAAAAUGGUGUGGUUCAUAAUAUUCUUUGUUAUGAUCGUGGCGGGUUUGGCUGCAUACACAUAUCUCCUUAGUCAAGACAACGGCUUUGAUCCUGAAAUCCUCAGAGGCGCCAGAGUAGUGGUGACUGGCUGCAGUACCGGUGUGGGGGAGCAGGUGGCGUAUCAGUAUGCAAGACUUGGUGCCAAAGUUGUCAUCACGGCCAGGAGGGAAGAGCGACUUAGAGAGGUUGUAGCUAAGAUGAAGGACCUGGGAGCCCAGGAGGCCAUCUAUGUAGCAGGAGACAUUAUUUCUGGUCCAUCCUGUAUUUGUCCAGGUUGUAGCUAAGAUGAAGGACCUGGGAGCCCAGGAGGCCAUCUAUGUAGCAGGAGACAUUAUUUCUGGUCCACCCUGUAUUUGUCCAGGUUGUAGCUAAGAUGAAGGACCUGGGAGCCCAGGAGGCCAUCUAUGUAGCAGGAGACAUUAUUUCUGGUCCAUCCUGUAUUUGUCCAGGUUGUAGCUAAGAUGAAGGACCUGGGAGCCCAGGAGGCCAUCUAUGUAGCAGGAGACAUUAUUUCUGGUCCACCCUGUAUUUGUCCAGGUUGUAGCUAAGAUGAAGGACCUGGGA